Seminavis robusta is the source of this 1617-nucleotide messenger RNA. The record is from the annotation of a GenBank genome assembly. Lineage: Eukaryota; Bacillariophyta; Bacillariophyceae; Naviculales; Naviculaceae.
AUGCAGGACCGUAGCUAUCGUCGUCAUCAAGCUCAAAUCAACAACAAUAGUAAUAAUAGCAAUGACACUCCACAGCUCGAGCACGAACAAAUACGGCACAUUUCAUCAUGGAGGGACAAUCGAAAGCAUCCUCCACAUACCGGUGUAUCCAUCAAAGGACUGCGCUACGCAGUGGCAGUGUUGGGUCUGAUGGUGGCAUGCCUUCAAGCCAAGAGCAUGGUGUCCUUGUAUCAUCUUAGCAAUGCUAAUGACAGGAACAAAAAGAACAGCCGUGUCGACGCAGGGCGACAAUUGCAAUUUGAUCCAGCCAGCAUUCGUAUGGAUAUUGCGGCCCAAGUCGAGGCUCAACUACUAGAAGCGAAUAAUAAUGGACAAGAAGCACUUGCAAUAGUGCAAGGAGGAGAAGAAGAGCUGGGAGAAGACGAUGAGAUACCCAUGUCCAACAACAACAACACCAAUGGAACCUUUGUAGAGGACGAUGACGAAGUUGAAGAAUCAGAAGACGAGGACGAAGAAGAAGAAGACGAACCCGUGCAUUUUGUAAAUGUCCCUCCACCACCCCGAAAUCUUACCAGCAAGGAUAUUUUUGGAGCUUGUCUACUUAUUAAAGAUGACAAUCAUUGGCUCAUUGAAUGGCUGGCCUAUCAUUAUCAUGUACUGCCACUCCGAUACCUCAUUGUGGCCGUCGAUCCGACUUCCAAAACCACUCCUCAACACAUUCUCGAUCGAUGGCUCUUUCAUAUCAAAAUACAAGUUUGGAAGGAUGACGAUUUCGUCACAAGAAUUCCCAAAUUCAUGCGAAAGCUAUACCACAACAAUACGCAGGUCCUGUUCCAUCGACAUCGACAAAACUCAUUCUACAUCAAAUGCAUGCAAGAACUCAAGCGCAAGGGAAAGGUACCAUGGGUACAAUUGACCGACACGGACGAAUUCACGGCGCUCAAUUAUGCCUCGGGACCACUCUACAAUCUCACCAAAUAUCAUCCAAUUCAAACACCCGGUUCCAUCUUGUCCUUUCUAUUACAUCAUCAAUACGUUACCAACGGUACUGCAUCAUCGAAAUGCAUUUACAUGCCACGAUAUAUUUUUGGCACGCACGAUACACCUCGCAAGGGAUUGGUCAAUCGGAACGUGCCCAAAAACAAUCCCAUCUUGCGAGGACACGACUUUGUGACACAACGAUUCAUGUUUCGACAACCCACCAGCAUGAACAAUGGCAAGAAUCUAGUACAUUUAGAAGCCAUUCCCAUGCAUAUUUUGCAACAGGCACAGUUGGGACGCAUGAAUGUGCAUCGGGUCUCCAACACGUGUCCCACGCAAGAAUCCUUCCAAGGCGUCAAUCAUGUCAAACGAACCAUGAUCAAAAUACAUCAUUAUUUGGGAACGCAGGAACAGUACCUCUUUCGAAGUGAUCCAAGAACAAAGAAUAAUACGAUGAGUCAAGAAAAAGUGGCAUUCAAUCCACGCGGUCUGGAACGAUACCAACGAUUGGACCGAGAAGCCGUCUACAGCGAUUCGGGGGCGCGCGGAUGGAUUUCUGGUUUCAUACAAGAUGUCGGAUUGCCCACGGCAGAGUAUCUGCUCAAGGGAGUUGGACAAGUGGGGGUGGAAAAAUAA